AUGAUCGAGGUUCAAGACCCCGACAAUUCAUCUCAGACGGCUUAUGAUUCAUGGGUCAAAUCCAAUGCUUCUCCCAACAUUCAACGACUGGGCAAUGGAGGAUCAGACUAUGCAGCAUUCGUUCAACAUGUUGGCAUUCCAUCCACCAACUUGAUAUUUGGAGAAGGGCCAGGAUAUCCUGUUUACCACUCUUUAUACGAUGAUUUUGUAAGGGUGGAGAAGUUCGCGGACCCUGGGUUCUGUAGGCAUGUCGCAGCAUCAACGACAACAGCGCGGCGCUCCUGGUGUUUCUCUCCUUCUACUACCUUGCAUGCUACAAUGCCACCGCCUCCUCACUAUACAGAAAGUUUGAGUGAGGAAAAAUUCCAUCUCAUGAACGAACAUGAAGAAGUUCUAAUGUGA
Molecule: messenger RNA, 402 nt
Organism: Triticum turgidum subsp. durum (durum wheat)
Lineage: Eukaryota; Viridiplantae; Streptophyta; Magnoliopsida; Poales; Poaceae
Source: the annotation of a GenBank genome assembly